Messenger RNA from Ceratina calcarata, 790 nucleotides. RefSeq lists its product as uncharacterized. The record is from RefSeq and is a predicted model, not a curated record. The coding region runs from base 11 to 790 and encodes 259 amino acids. Lineage: Eukaryota; Metazoa; Arthropoda; Insecta; Hymenoptera; Apidae. The transcript is spliced from 4 exons.
GGUUAACAAGAUGACAACGUCGAAAACCGGGUCUUUGUUGCGUUUAAACGCGCAGGACGACGCGCUUCAAAGGACAUCCGGUGAUUGGCAGGAUCGGGACACCGACUCGGAAAUUAGCGAGAACGAUUUUUUGACGAAGGGCGCGUUCCUGCUGACGCCCAGCCAUGAGCUCAGCAUAGAGAAAGCGGCCACCAUUUGCGAAAAAAUGAACUUCCGUGGAGCGUUCUCGUUGACGAAAACGGCCACGGGUAUACUAUUUAAGUUCAGCAAUAUUGAGGAUUUUCAGGCAGUUUACAAAAAGGGAUUUCACAAAGUUACCGGCGCGCGUUUUUACAAAAAGGUCGCGAUACCGUGUAGACCAGCAAAAACGUUCACCGUUUACGUGCUAGACGUGCCCGAGGAAUUACCUGAAGAGGAUAUCCGACAUGCUUUAUACAAAUACAGAUCUAUAGUCGAAGUCACGAGGCUACCACUGAACACUGGUACCGUUCUGAGAGCGAUAAACGAGAAGUUGAAAACGGACGCCCACACGCAAAACGAGCCGGCCACCAUUUACACGGGACCACCGGUGAUAAGGGUGACCCUAGCCAGCGUCGAGGAGACCUCAACCUUGCUAAGUCGCGGCUUAGAUUUUUAUGGGGCUACCUACUUCCCGACCGAAACCCCUUACGGCCACAUCGUGGACCAACCGCUUGCUAAAUACAAAAACAGCAGGUGGGAUAAUAAAAUUUUAUUCUAUUCACUAAACGACAAUUACCGAACUAAAACUAAUGCUAUUAUUAUGGAAUGA